Molecule: messenger RNA, 339 nt
Organism: Encephalitozoon cuniculi GB-M1
Lineage: Eukaryota; Fungi; Microsporidia; Unikaryonidae
Exons: 1
Coding region: 1-339 (112 amino acids)
Source: RefSeq, marked provisional
AUGGCCGAAAGUGUAGCUUCUUCAGAAUCUUUGCCCCAGAUGAAGCCAGAGGAGCCUGAGUCCAAGAAGUCCCCCUCGAGGGAAGCAAUUCCCAAGGACAUGCCCGUUGUCAAUGUGAGGGACAUCAUGAUGUAUGUGGAAAACAUGGAAGGAAUGGAAAACAAGAAGCUGAUCCCCUAUGUUGUCUAUCUAGACGAGCAAUUCAAAGAGAUUGUACAGAAGAGGAGAAAGGAUGCCAGGGUGGUUUUUAUAUUCAUGAUAGCCAUUAUGUCUAUGCUUGUCAUUGGGCUGGUUGUGUGUGGAGUGAAACUCCUUGGAUACCUGAUGGAACAGAAGUAA